AUGUCUGAGCAUCAAUCACCGGACGACGGCGGAGAAAUGGAGGCACAUGACAACGUCGGCUCCAAGCGUUACCGUCGACCCAGCGUCAGGUUAGGCGACAUUGGCGGUGACCAUUCUUCUUUCGACCAACGGAAACCCAAGUCUCUCUGGAAGGACUCAUCCAAGAAUAAUCGCCAUCGUACAAAUUUAUCAAGUAAUCAAACUCUAACUCUUGUUGAUACUAACCCUAAUGAAAGUAGCAAUUCUAGGAAAAAAUGGAGUAAUGUUGAUAAAGAGGAUGUCGGGGAUGCGAAUUUGGAUGAUGUUACGAUUGGUAGUUGGAAGAUUAGGAAUUUGAAAUCUAAGAAGGGGCUAGUGACUAAGAAGAUGAGGUCGGGUUGGACUCCCAAAGUUAAUGAUAGUGAAAAAGAUGACAAAAUGCCCAGUACUGAUGUCGAAGAUUUGGAGAAUAAUGAACACAGCCCAGUUCAUUCCCAUGACAAUAACAAAACUAAUGAUAAUGUGAACAUGAGCACCAUUGACAUUGAUAGGAGAAUUGAUAAUGUGAAUAGUAGGAAGAGGGCAAUUAGGGUUUCUGAGGAUGGCCCAACUGAUACAGAGACCCGAGAUUGGAAGAGGAAUGGGAUUAAGGUAUGGCUGAACCAGUUGGGACUUGGUCAGUAUGCCUCUCUGUUUGAGAUUCAUGAGGUUGAUGAUGAGGUUUUACCAAUGCUAACAUUGGAGGAUCUAAAGGAUAUGGGAAUCACUGCAGUCGGAUCGCGAAGGAAAAUGUAUUGCUCAAUUCAGAACCUCAAUAAAGGUUUCUCAUGAGUUUCUACCAGGGAAAAGGUAUCACUUUAAGGUUUUUGUAGCUGCGUAAGCCUAUGGUUGAAAUCAUUCCAGAUAUUAACAUUACUUGCAGCUUAACCUCUAAUUUUGCAGUUUUUGUGUUCUUUUUGUAGUUCAGAUGCAAUUCUGAUAUACUAGCAAUGGCUGUGAAGUGUACAGUGCUCUUACUGUUGGUAACAUCUUUGUUAAUUUGGUCCUAAAUAGAUCAAAACUUUUAAGACCAGAAAAAAUAGAGAAGCAUCAUUCAAGAAAAUGAAUGUUAGUUACUCCUUUAGUUUUCCUAAUAAAGUUUUAUGUCCAAUCUUCAUUU
Molecule: messenger RNA, 1138 nt
Organism: Solanum verrucosum
Lineage: Eukaryota; Viridiplantae; Streptophyta; Magnoliopsida; Solanales; Solanaceae
Exons: 1
Coding region: 1-810 (269 amino acids)
Molecular function (GO): protein binding
Source: RefSeq, a predicted model, not a curated record